Molecule: messenger RNA, 975 nt
Organism: Thamnophis sirtalis
Lineage: Eukaryota; Metazoa; Chordata; Lepidosauria; Squamata; Natricidae
Gene: LIN28B
Product: lin-28 RNA binding posttranscriptional regulator B
Biological process (GO): pre-miRNA processing
Cellular component (GO): nucleus; cytoplasm
Molecular function (GO): mRNA binding; zinc ion binding
Source: RefSeq, a predicted model, not a curated record
AAAUAGCUCGAUUUCGUAACGUUGAACGUGCGUGUAUGUGUGCUUUCCGUCCUUUUCUGUAGCAAUCGCUCUUGUGCUGCCGCCAAGGAGAUGUUGUUGGAAUUUAAUUCCCGGCUUGUGUGUAAGAGAGAGGGUGUGUGUGUGUGUGCACGCGCGCGUGUAUAUUUACGUAGUUUUCUUGUGCUUUUUUUUCCGCCACCUCUCUCCAAAUCAGCGGGGGCGCGUAAAAGUGGAGAUGAACCCGGGAAAUUACCGGAACAAGAAGAGGAAGAAGAAGAGGAGGAGGAGGAAUCCCAGGUUUUGCACGGAACAGGCCAUUGCAAGUGGUUUAAUGUGAGAAUGGGAUUCGGAUUUAUUUCCAUGCUCAACCGCGAGGGAAGCCCUUUGGAGUCUCCUGUUGAUGUCUUUGUACACCAAAGCAAGCUUUACAUGGAAGGAUUUAGAAGCCUAAAAGAAGGAGAACCAGUGGAAUUUACUUUUAAGAAAUCCUCGAAAGGCCUUGAAUCAAUACGGGUAACAGGUCCAGGUGGGAGUCCCUGUUUAGGAAGUGAGAGACGACCCAAAGGAAAAACAGUACAGAAAAGAAAGCCAAAGGGAGAUAGAUGCUACAAUUGUGGUGGCUUCGAUCAUCAUGCUAAGGAAUGUAUUCUACCUCCACAGCCAAAGAAGUGCCAUUACUGUCAGAGCAUCAUGCACAUGGUGGCAAACUGUCCGCUUAAAACUGUUCCACAGCAGCCUACGAGUUACCAGGGAAGAUAUGAAGCUGAUACCCAGCCCUCCACAUCAGCCUUCCUGAGGGAAGGAGGGGGAGGAGCCUAUGGUUACACUUCUCCAUCCUAUUCUCUGGAAGGAAGACCAGAUAUCUUACCGCCUUCAGGAAAGUCACCUCAAGAAGCUGCUUCAAGUAAGUUUUCUCCGUCACCUGAAGAGCAAAGCCGGAAGGGACCGUCAGUUCAAAAAAGGAAAAAGACUUAA